Cercospora beticola is the source of this 2738-nucleotide messenger RNA. RefSeq lists its product as uncharacterized. Gene Ontology annotation, cellular component: exomer complex. Gene Ontology annotation, biological process: Golgi to plasma membrane transport. Gene Ontology annotation, molecular function: protein binding. The record is from RefSeq and is a predicted model, not a curated record. Lineage: Eukaryota; Fungi; Ascomycota; Dothideomycetes; Mycosphaerellales; Mycosphaerellaceae.
AUCCAAUUGAUACACACCACCGAUCGAUCUCGCUGCCCCACCUCACCCGUCAUACGACCACGCCACGUUAUCGAGGACCUGAUUGCGACCCGGAAGCGAAGCCUUGCAGGCAAAGAGGAGGCACAAUGGUGGCUACAGCAGUGCCAGAACUGUUCGAAGAUGAGAGCCACUCCGUUGUCGAUGUACGAACCGAGAGCCUACAAGCACUGCGUGAACUUGGGCCACCUGAUCUGGUGCAUUUGACUAAAGCACCAGCCAACAGCAAAUCCGUCUCCAAGCAGGUCGGAGUCUACCAUCAUGUCACGGGCAUCGAUGCGUCCUCGUCAGCGAGCUUGGCAGCAUACAUCAACACUCUCACAUACGCACCCAGCAACACCACGAACAAGGUGAUCUCAGGCACCUACUGCUGCUACAAUGCCUUUUCACGGGUCGACAUGCGCGUGCAGGUACAGAUCCCCGGCACUGUCGAGAGCUACUGUGUAGAUGAGCGGGGGAACAAGCUGGAGGCUACAGAAGAGCAUUGGCUGGAGACAUAUCUAUGCAGUGUACUGCGGGCAUAUUCAUACGCAGACACCGGGUCAGGCGACGUGAUCAAGCGCAUCAUUGGUGUCAGGCGGUUCAAUCCUGUGCAGAAUACCGAGCAAGAGCAGAGAUUCUUAGAUGCGGCCGAGAAGCUGUUUUUCAGUGGCUGGCAACUUGGUUCCGAUCCCGAAAUACAAGUUCCCAACCUUGUCUCGAAUCACCUGACAUCCGGACUAUUGCACUACUUCAAAACCACUGGCCGCUUCGCGUCUGGAAUCAAUCUGUUCGAGAAGCUACGCAUUCGCGAUCCCGAGAUCUCUUCUCUUCUGGCAAAGGUCUAUCUGGCCGCAGACGAGGAAGUCAAGGCUGUUCAGCUUCUGCACGAAGCUGUUCAAGAACUGCCCAUGGACUAUUCGAUACUCGACACACAAGCAGAAUUCUGCAAUCGCAAAGGUCGCGCAGACCUCGCACUGGAACUGGCCAAGCGCGAAGUUGUUUCAGCUCCGAGUGAAUUCUGCACAUGGGCACGACUGGCGGAAAUCUAUGUCACUAUGGAGAAAUGGGAUCUGGCGCUUUUAACAUUGAACUCAUGCCCCAUGUUCACUUAUCAGGAUAAAGACGCGCCGCGACUACCCGAGCCAGCUCGUAUAUCAUUGCCACUCUCACCCGACACUAUAUGCGACGAGAUCGAUGAUGCAGGCGCGACACCCGAUUCCGAUGUAGUGCACCCAACGCUUAGGAGGCUGUCGGCGGGCAACUACAAAGGCACUUUCCUCAAAGCUUAUAUGCUCCUCACAGAGAUCACAAAGAGAAUUGGCUGGGACCAAUUACUUAAAAUUCGCAGCCAGGUGUUUGUGAUGGAAGAAGAGUACAGGCAAGAACGAUCAGUACCCAGCGCUAGCCGCAGUGCUAGCACAACGGCACUUCGAGGCACAGAUACGCCGCAACCGAAUGGGCAUUCUCAACAGGAUGACGCCCGCUCCGAUGCCGAUACCGAUGACAUGAUCAAUGGCAACGAUGAGCCUCAAGCAGCUUCCUCCCAUCUUGACCCAGACGUCUCCAAACCUUCGACUUCGAUCACCGUCCGCUCCGGUGCAGAGACCCCGCAAGCGCAGCCGCCGAACACGGAUCCGGCGCACCAGCAAUAUACACAAUUCCAGCACAAGCGCCUGUGUGAGCGGUGGCUAGACAAUCUGUUCAUGGUGCUAUACGAAGACCUGCGCAUCUACACCAUCUGGCGGACCGAGGCAUCGCAAUACAAGCAAAAACAGCUGCCCUACAAUACAAAGAGCGCCGAAGAAUGGGAGAUCUUAGGUGAUCUUGCGGAACGUCUACACCAUCCUGAAGAGGCGAUCGAGGCUUGGCAAGCAUGCCUCAGUAUGCGCUUCAGUCCUAAAGCCAUGCGUGGUGUACUAAAACUGUACGAACAGCAAGGAGAUGGCAGGGGAAUGCUGGGCGCUCUUCUGCGGCUGAUCGCCUGGCAGUACAGGUGGUAUUCAGAGUUCUCACCUGACCUGCUUUACACGAUUCGCAAACUGAUCGAAGAUGAGGGAGCGGUCAAGGUACGGAGUAUUGUGCAAGCCACAAGCCUGCCACAACCCAUUCUGGAUUUGACACACACCUACGCCGCUCUCUGCGCGGCCUUCAGGAGUACUGGCAGUGAAGGAUAGCAUCAUCGCCCAGAACUUCCUCGUGUAACCAAAAGUUCCAGCCAGCAACGCCCCGUGGUGAUGGAUCUGGUAGAUUGCGCCGCGCGCUCUGCCGGGCAGGCCAGAUGGCCAGUGACCGCCGUAAGCACUGGAGAGACACGCGUGCAUUUCUCGGUCUGAGUCGAGAUCAUGCUGCAUGCAGAUAUGCACGUCCGCGGUCACGAUUGAAGCAUUGGAGGCGGAGCCAGUAGGCAUGAGAUACCGGACAACGAAAAGCAUCAGAUACCAGUAUAUCACGAUAUGUCCGCAGGGCUCGUAUUGCACAAUGUGUUGCGUUGUAGCCGACUCGGGCCUAUCAUUACCUUAGCGCUUGCUUUUCUCCGCAUACAGGAAGGUCUCGAUCGAUUGCGUGCGUUCAGAGGCACUCGGACUGAAGCCAGCGGAUCCCUGCCUCUGAAUGCCAAGCCGUCGCUCUCCACGCCGCUGCCAACUUUCUGUGCUGGCCGACACUCCCACCGCCUACAAGAACGCAGAGUCAAUAAUGCCAACGAAUCUCGCCGCCGCCGC